Molecule: messenger RNA, 1319 nt
Organism: Cloeon dipterum
Lineage: Eukaryota; Metazoa; Arthropoda; Insecta; Ephemeroptera; Baetidae
Gene: CCDC53
Product: Coiled-coil domain containing 53
Exons: 5
Coding region: 110-703 (197 amino acids)
Biological process (GO): exocytosis; actin filament polymerization
Cellular component (GO): WASH complex
Source: RefSeq, a predicted model, not a curated record
UCACGAGCAGCGAGAGCGAGGGGGGCGUAGAUGUCAACAAAAAUUCUUUGUGGUGAUUCCAGUCACUCUUAACUAGUUGUUUAAUUAUUAAAGCGAGUAAAGCGACGCAAUGGAUAUUGAAGAGAUGGCUCUCAUAGGGCCAGGAGUAAAUUUUGCCGAGAUUCCUGCCAUCAACCAAAAACGGACCCUGGCCUUCGUCAACUCAUUCAUCACCAACACCGUGUCAAUUUUGAACAACCUCGCCACAGUCAGCGAAUUGAAGCUGCAAAAGUUUGAGGAAAAACUGCAAAGAAUGGACGCCACUCUGUGCAUUCUAGAAGCAAAGCUCGCCUCAAUCCCUGGUCUGGACGCCCUGCCAGUUGUUACUCCUCCUGUUGAGCCUGUCCCUUGCGCCACUACGACAGCAGAAGCAGAGGUCGCAGUGCUAGAGGCGCCGCCGCCGCUGCCGCCUCCCAAGGUGGAACAAAUAAUACAAAAACAAGAUGAAGCCCCAGCGCCGGAUGACGAAGAUGGCACGGAGCCUGAUCCGGCCUACACCAAAUUUUUCAAAAUGGUCCAAUUCGGGGUUCCUCCUCAGGCAGUCAAACUCAAAAUGCAAUCAGAAGGACUAGACCCUGCCAUUUUAGACAAUCCAAAGUCCAUUCCAAGGGUGCCAAAGAGGAUACAAACGUCUGUCACGUCCAGCGAUGACGAUUCGGAUUAAACUAAAGCUUGAGAUAUUUGCGACAAAUACUUUAAGUGAAAUUUUAUCCAAAUAUGAGGGAGAAGUUUACAAUAUUGCCUCAAUAUUUUUGCUUCAUGAGCAUUCUGCAAAACCACAAUUUUUUCACAAUUUAGGGAUUUAUUUCCUCAUGAUUUGCCCAUCAAUGGAAAGUUUGCUACAAGGGGUUGGAAUCAUGUGAAAAAUCAUUGAUCAUUUUGAGGAAUUUGGAAUUAUUCUGUUUAUUAUAACUGAUUGCGGAGAUCAACCGUUGCUAAAUUUUACAAACAAUUUAGUCGACGUUGCUAACUGUUCUUAAUUGUUGGCCUGUAAAGAUCUGCUUUCAACGGCUUCUCGAUUGUGAUAAUAUCUAGGGUUGCAAAUUUGUUUAUGAUUGUGAGAUUACUCUCUAAAAUUGAAGAAUUGCUCAAAAUAUAACACAAAAACGAUGUUAGGUAGUAUUUUCAUCGGCCACAAACUUGAGUUAAAUUGGCUUUGAAAUGCCCUGCAUUUUUAGAAUAAAUAAAAUCGAAUUGUCAACCAUAGUGACUAAAUUAUCUAAGUAUAAGUGACACGCCUGCAAGGGUAUUCCAUGUUAAAUUAAAUUCUGUACAUUUUA